This is a messenger RNA of Cyprinus carpio (common carp), 782 nucleotides long. Its product is annotated as trafficking protein particle complex subunit 5-like. Gene Ontology annotation, biological process: endoplasmic reticulum to Golgi vesicle-mediated transport. Gene Ontology annotation, cellular component: TRAPPI protein complex; TRAPPII protein complex; TRAPPIII protein complex. The record is from RefSeq and is a predicted model, not a curated record. NCBI's taxonomy places the organism in Eukaryota, Metazoa, Chordata, Actinopteri, Cypriniformes, Cyprinidae.
ACUUCAAAACACUAUGCUUCAUUUCGAAAAAGUAAAGUAAUUAUUAUUUCCCGUACUACUUUUAUAUUGAAAAUAUCCGGUCACAAGGGUAAAGUGUUGACUUCCACUAAUCUUGGCUCUACGCUUCCGGAACUGAAACCCAAAACAUCAGGACCCAGGCACGUUUGUUGUUUAAUUCAGAUUGUGAUUGAAUCUCGGUGUGGACGGAAUGGAGGUGCGCUUCACGCGAGGCAAGUCCGCGAUCCUCGAGCGCUCGCUCACGCGCCCCAAAACGGAGGUGAGCGUGAGCGCGUUCGCGCUGCUCUUCUCGGAGAUGGUGCAGUACUGCCAGAGCCGCGUGUACUCGGUGUCGGAGCUCCAGGCCCGGCUGGCAGACAUGGGUCAGGGUGUUGGAGCCAGUCUUCUGGAUGUUCUUGUGAUGAGGGAGAAAAAUGGAAAAAGAGAGACCAAAGUUUUAAACAUACUUCUCUUUAUUAAGGUAAACGUAUGGAAAUCAUUAUUCGGCAAGGAAGCAGACAAACUGGAACAAGCCAACGAUGAUGACAAAACGUACUACAUCAUUGAAAAGGAGCCUUUGAUCAAUGCCUACAUUUCAGUACCGAAAGAAAAUAGCACAUUAAACUGUGCAGCCUUCACCGGGGGCAUCGUGGAGGCUAUCCUAACCCACAGUGGCUUCCCAGCCAAAGUCACUGUCCACUGGCACAAGGGAACCACACUGAUGAUCAAGUUUGAUGAGGCGGUCAUUGCUCGUGAUAAAUCUCUUGAUGGCAGAUAGCAGAUUG